AUGUUCGCUGGCACCCCAAUUCAACACGGCAAUUCAGAUGUUCAAAGCUCCCACAACAGAGCGAGAGUGCAAGAUUUACAGCCACUGAGUGGACCAUGGCGCUCGUUACUUGUACUCACAGUUGCGUCCUUGUGUACACUGGCCUGCGCCUUUCAGAUUGUUGACAGUGUCAGUAACGUGGGCAAGGCCUUGGGUACCAACCCAUCUUUCCCCGCUCUCACUAUAAUUCCUUUGGUGGGGAAUAUCGCGAAGCAUCGCAUGAUAGUGGAGGGCUCCCGAGCAGAGCAGCAGAUAGAGCGUGGCAUUCGUGCGAUUAUCAAUGGAAUAUUGAGGCUCACUAUGCUAGUCGCGCCCCUCAUUGUGACUUUUGGUUGGGUGUUAGAUCAGCCUUUGAUCCUGAAAUUCGAUGAGUUCGAGGCUACCACUUUACUACUAAGUAUUGUUGUCAUGACCUAUCUUAUUUCGGAUGGUAGGAGCAAUUAUUUCGAAGGUUUGAUGUUAAUUGGAACGUAA
Molecule: messenger RNA, 513 nt
Organism: Penicillium waksmanii
Lineage: Eukaryota; Fungi; Ascomycota; Eurotiomycetes; Eurotiales; Aspergillaceae
Product: Sodium/calcium exchanger membrane region
Exons: 1
Coding region: 1-513 (170 amino acids)
Biological process (GO): calcium ion transmembrane transport; intracellular calcium ion homeostasis
Cellular component (GO): fungal-type vacuole membrane
Molecular function (GO): calcium:proton antiporter activity
Source: RefSeq, a predicted model, not a curated record